Molecule: messenger RNA, 1088 nt
Organism: Wyeomyia smithii (pitcher-plant mosquito)
Lineage: Eukaryota; Metazoa; Arthropoda; Insecta; Diptera; Culicidae
Gene: Ada
Product: adenosine deaminase-like protein
Exons: 5
Coding region: 30-1049 (339 amino acids)
Biological process (GO): inosine biosynthetic process; adenosine catabolic process
Molecular function (GO): adenosine deaminase activity
Source: RefSeq, a predicted model, not a curated record
GCUUCUGCGUACGCGUGUUUUUCGGCGGGAUGGACUUUUUUCAGAAACUCCCGAAAAUUGAACUACAUGCCCAUUUGAAUGGAUCGCUAAGUAAUUCUACGCUAUCCGAGUUGCAUGUUUUAAAAUAUGGAAAAGAACCCGCAACAGAGAGAGAUGAGAGCUUUUACAAAAUAACAGCUGGGCAAAAUCUAACCUUGAAAGAAUGCUUCCAGAAAUUCAAAUAUGCCCAUGAUCUUACCGAUCAACCGGAAACACUUGCAUACGCGACCCGAGCGGUAAUUCGGGACUUUGCGGUCGAUAACGUGAUAUACUUGGAGCUAAGGACAACCCCAAAAGCGACCUAUCACAUGACAAAGACACAGUAUUUGACAACAGUUUUGGAAACAAUCAGACAAGCUCAAAAAGAUUACCCAACAGUUACGGUUAAGCUGCUUCCUUCGAUUGAUCGCUCAAAAGGGUUACAGGAAGCAACAGAAAAUGUUUCGCUUGUGCUCGAAAUGCACCAGCUCUAUCCGGAUAUAAUCAAAGGAAUGGACCUAAGUGGUGCCCCUUAUGGGACGAAAUUUUCCGACUUCGCGACUAUAUUAGAGCGAGCUAAGGUGCGUGGCCUGAAGAUGGCUCUUCACUGUGGUGAGUUCCCUGAUGAUGACGAGGUUUGGGAAAUGUUCCAGUUCGGAACGGAUCGUAUCGGGCAUGGGACGUUCAUCGGAGGUAGCAAUUUAAAGUUUGCGAAAACUAACCGGAUUCCUUUCGAGUGUUGCCUGACUAGUAACGUUAAAUGCAGUACAGUAAAGUCGUACGAAGAUCAUCAUUUUAAGAAACUUUGGAAGGCUAAACACGAAGUUUGUAUCUGCACGGACGAUUUUGGGGUCUUCGAUACUAGUUUGUCCGAUGAGUUACGCAUUUGUUCAGAAACUUACGGGUUGAGUACACAAGACAUACUGCAACUACAGGAGAACACCAUCGAGUAUACGUUUGCCAGCGAAGCUGAAAAACAACAACUAACCAAAUUAUUUGAUUUGUUUAAGAAUACCCUAAAAGACAACUGAUUUCCAAUAAAGCAUUUUUAUUAUAACUGUUUUUUGUUA